GAUAGCAUUAAUUAUUUGCCCUAGCACCUUUAGAUUGGAAGGUGUUCUAUUUCUUCAAGAUCACAUGUCUCCAUUCAUUGAGAAUUUUAGUCUUCCCAUGAUUCUCUGCCCAAAAUUUGUUUGCUACUCUUACUGAGGUUUUUGCUAGGUUUUUAACUAGAGCGUUUAAGGAGAUUCCUACUUAGAUCCUUCCUUUUACCGAUAUUUCUCACAAUGUCCCAAAUGAGGCUCUCAAUUGCCAUAUCAGGCAAAUCAAUGGCAACCACCCUAAGCUUGCCCAACAACUCAAAGUCCCUGAAAAUUCCUAAUGCUAGUAAUCGCCACGAAGUCCUCAAGAUUGUUGCAGAUGGGUGUGAAAGUAUCAACCUCAGUUCAUUGUGUAGAAGGGAUUUGAGAACAUGGGUAUCUGCACGUCCAGAUAUCCAGUCUGGUGGGGGAGAUGCAACCAUUAACAACAACAACAAUGGUGGUGGUGGUGGAGGAGGAGAAGGGGGAUCAUGGGGGAAAUCAGAUGACAGUGGGAGUAACAAAAUCAGUGGUGGGCUUUUGGGUGCUUUUCUUCAGGGAUGGAAAGCCAAAGUGGAAGCAGAUCCACAGUUUCCAUUCAAGGUCCUGAUGGAGGAGAUAGUUGGGGUAAGUUCAGGUGUUGUUGGGGACAUGGCAUCUAGGCCAAAUUUUGGUCUCAAUGAACUGGACUUGGUUUUUUCCACUAUUGUUGUUGCAUGCAUCGUCAAUUUCACUCUCAUGUACAUGUUAGCACCAACAGGAUCAGCAGUUGAGACUCUCCCUGGUAUAUUUGCAGGUUGUCCCACAAGCCACGUGUUUGAGGUAGGGAGUUUCAAUGCCUUAGAGAGGAUGGGUACUUUUGUGUACAAGGGAACCUUGUUUGCAGCUGUUGGGUUUGUUGCAGGACUUGUGGGGACUGUAAUAUCUAAUGGUUUGAUCAGUGUUAGGAAGAAAAUGGAUCCCAACUUUGAGACUCCAAACAAGGCACCACCAACUUGGUUGAAUGCUUCUACGUGGGCUGCUCACAUGGGUUUGAGCAGCAAUUUCAGAUACCAAACUCUGAAUGGCAUUGAAUUUCUGCUUGCCAAAGGACUUCCUCAUAUUGCCUUUAAGUCUUCAGUGAUUGUGCUUCGGUGUUUGAACAAUGUGCUUGGGGGAGUGUCUUUUGUGUUGCUGGCUAGAAUAACUGGAGCUCAAAGAGUAGAUGAACCCCUAUCACCGUCUGAAGAUGAUCAGGUUAAGGAUUUGCAGUCGGAUCAAUCUUCUUGAAUUGAAGGUUCUCAUUGGGCUGGUGUGCUUGUAAGCUUCGUGUUCUUGCUGUGCUGUCAUGCUUGCACUGAACCUCCAUCAAAAAAUUUCUUGAAUCAGCACUCCAACUUUUUAAUACUUUAACUGUAAAGAUUUCAGAAUGCUUUGAUUGUGAAGUGUUAUCUUUUAGAAGAUGAUCCAGUGAAUUCUGGAAAGGAUAACACAUGAAUAAUUUGUUCAACAAGCAGAUGGCAAGUUGGAUCCUACUAUAAGAAAACUUUUUUUCCAAAAUUAUUUAAUAAAUAGGUAGAGAGUUAGAAAGUUAUUACGUCAUAUAAAAAUCUACCUUUCUCCAAAAAUAUCUAAC
Cryptomeria japonica (Japanese cedar) is the source of this 1621-nucleotide messenger RNA. Its product is annotated as protein RETICULATA-RELATED 3, chloroplastic-like. Bases 214 to 1275 code for a protein of 353 amino acids. The transcript has a single exon. Lineage: Eukaryota; Viridiplantae; Streptophyta; Pinopsida; Cupressales; Cupressaceae. The record is from RefSeq and is a predicted model, not a curated record.